This is a messenger RNA of Aphanomyces invadans, 885 nucleotides long. RefSeq lists its product as hypothetical. The record is from RefSeq and is a predicted model, not a curated record. Lineage: Eukaryota; Oomycota; Saprolegniomycetes; Saprolegniales; Verrucalvaceae. The coding region runs from base 1 to 885 and encodes 294 amino acids. The transcript is spliced from 2 exons.
AUGGCCACGAUCGGAAUCACCCAAGCUCAGCACGUCAACGCCUUGAUGCUCACCGACGCCCCGACGGAGACGCUCGCGACAAGAACUCAACGCCUCAUCCAAGCUGUAAACGACAAGUGCAGCAGCAGAGCCCUCGGACCACACGUGACGCCGAACGCUGGGUGGCUCAGCUGGCUUGCAACGACAGUCGACGCCUUCAAGUUUGGCCCGCUGCCAAGCCCGACUCUCAAGCCGCCAUGGCUGGUUCGCCUGCACAAUGCGCCGAAGCAGUUGACCCAGAUGACAUCGGCCGACGCCCGCUGCAGCCGUGCCCCGCCAAGGACAAACUUCCAGCUCCCGACCCGCCGUUUGGACGUCGACGACGACUUUUACAAGACGCCUGCCGCUAUCGCCUCCGCUUCCGAGCUCCGACUACCCGACGCCAUCUUACCCAAGUACGCCGACUUCGUCUACCAAGUGAUGCUCCGCGCCGUCAAGUUCCGUGCUCAUUUGCACUGGCUCAACAGGGCCGACCAAGCGUGUCUCUUUUUCCCCGAGCACAAGACGUACCGCCACUUCCUCGUAGACUGCGAGUUCAUCAAGGACGUGUGGAACACGCUCCAUGCGGUCACGGCCCCCUUGGGUGUAGUCUUGCCAACUACACUUUCGGGCUACCUUUACUCGACGCCGAAGACGGCCUCCAACACGCACCGAGCCGCGUUCCGUUAUCUCUGGUCAGUGCUCCGCGCCUGCGCGGCGCGUGUCGCUCAAAUGCACUUGCAUCACAGCCUCGUUCAAGAGCCCAGGCAGAUGGCUCUCCGUCGCCUUCUCCGGCUCCUCGCCCAACACGGGUGGCCGCGACAACACCUUGUCCCGCGGAUCGCGCUCCUGCCUCCGCCGAUCUAG